Messenger RNA from Papilio xuthus (Asian swallowtail), 3041 nucleotides. RefSeq lists its product as uncharacterized. Lineage: Eukaryota; Metazoa; Arthropoda; Insecta; Lepidoptera; Papilionidae. The transcript has 4 exons. The record is from RefSeq and is a predicted model, not a curated record. Bases 121 to 2622 code for a protein of 833 amino acids.
GACCUGGUAACAUUGAGACCGGGUAAAAAUUUUCAUGGGUUGGCAGCACUGGACAUGUGUCAUGUCGUGAGUGGUGAUCUGAUCUGAAUCAAAUCAACAUAAAUAAACACAACAGUUGAUAUGAACCAAAGAAAUGAACAGAUCUUCCGAAGUAGGCAUGGCUCAUCCAAAGCGAAAAUUGUGUGUCAAAUAUGUGGAUUAAAGACUCAACUAAAGAACGUUCCGAGACAUGUGUUCAUGGCUAGAGUCAAUACUGGGGUAAAAGCCACUAACAAGGAAGAUCUUACUAGUUUACCAUUGGAAAAAGUUUCAGCAAAAUUUGUCUGUAAACAUCACUUCCAGAGUAAUGAUUUAAAACCAUCUCUAAAACAUUUGAAUCCUGAUGUCAUAGCCUCUUUGAAACUUACACCAAAAGCACUAUCUGAUGACCUACCGUCUGGGUUUCCUCUGCCAUCUAGAAAUUGUGAUGGCAGGAAUUUAUUUCCUAACCCUCCAUUAAAUGACGUAUCAAUCAUAGAGUUGCAAGACCAUGAUUAUUGCAUAAAUACUGUAAGAGAAAUAAGAAAUAAAUCUGCAGAAUAUUCUGUAGAGCCUAAUAUAGACAAUACUGAAAAUCCUACACAAGCUUCAGAUGUUUUACCUAUAGAAAUACAAGAAACUGGGGUAAUAGAGACUGGGGAAAUAGAAACAGGGGCAGUAAAAACUGAAGCAACAGAUACGAAUACAAUAGAAACAAAUGCAAUAGAAACUGAUAGUAGUAAAAUAUCACCAAACGAAUCAUCGAAUAACAACGUAAACUCUACAAACUCUGAACAAAACGUGCAAGAAACGACAAAAGCAAAUAAAUCAAUCAACAGAUGGUUACAACAGCCAAGGUACCAAACACUUACAGCCGCUUCUGGUUUAUAUACAACUGUGCUGUCAGAUUUAAAAGAAAAAGCGAAGAGAUAUAUUGGAAAAAAAGAUACAGUCUGUGUAUUAUUAUUUGAUGAAAUAAAACUACAAGAACAUGUAUAUUAUAAUUCUUAUUUAGGCAAAGUUGUUGGAUAUGUUGAUCUCGGUGAGGAGGGAGGCAGGGGAAAGGAGUUAGCCAAUCAUGUUUUGGUAUUUAUGUUGGGCAACCUAAUAUAUAGGCCAUUUUUAAAACAGCCAAUAGCUCAUUACUUUUUCAGAGAUAAAAUGUCAACAGAAAUGUUAAGUAAAAUAUUAAUAACUAUUAUAAAAGCAGUGAGAGACGCAGGAUACAUGGUGAUGGCAAGUGUCUGUGAAGACAAGCAAACUUAUGUAGACGCAUUGAAUCUGCUGAAAGGUAAUACUGAUAAUCCUGAUGAUCUUAACUAUUAUUUAGUAGAUAAUGAAAAAGUUUAUAUUAUCUAUGAUGUCCCUCGUUUGUUUAUGGCAAUAAGGAAUAAUUUGAUACAAUACGGAGAAAUGGUAAUAGACAACAAGAAGUUAAAAUGGUCUCAUUUGAUUAUGGCUCAAGAAAAAAAUAAUAGUACCUACAACUUUUUUAAAGUAAAAUCACAUGUUAAUGAUAUAGACUGGACGAGAAAUGGUAUAAAAUUAGCUAUACAAAUUUUUAGUAAUACAAUGGCAGCAAUUUUAAAGUUACUUUCCGAAAGUGUGGAUUAUAUUUUAGAGGAAGAAGAAUUAUUUCAAGCUGGCAUUGUGAUUGAAUACCUUGAUAUACUCUUUGAUUGCACCAAUGGACCUUUAUGUGCAAAAGAUUUUAAACAAAAUAGAAAAUAUGUAAUGAAAAACAGUAAUCAUCAUGAUCAAUGGAUUGUUUAUAAGAGAAUUUUAAGUGAUACAUACUUUUUUAUUGAUAAUUUGCAUUAUGCAUAUAAUGUAAAGUGCAUGAAGAGCUAUGUAACAACAAUAUCAUCACUUCAAGAUAUCUGGAGGGUAGUUACAGAAAAUGAUUUCACCUCUUUAAAUUUAAGAAAAUUUAACUUAGACGCCUUACAUUCUAUAUUUGAAUGUUUAAAGGAAGAAUUGUUUAACAAUAGUGUGACUUCCUACGAUAUUGAAUUUGCUAUAAACGCUUAUAUGCCUAAAACAAAUUCAGAAACGAAUUGCGCAAAUGAAAAUAUAUUAUUUCACAAUUUUGUUAAUCAGAAAGCUAUUUAUAUUAAAACUGAUUUAGAUUUAAGAUGUUUGUUUUUUAGAUUCGAUUUAGUUCCAAUUGUAUACAUUAGUAGUUAUUGUGCUGCUGUUAUUUUAAAAAAUGAGAUAUGCGAAAACUGUCAUAAUAUUUUGAAAGUGUCUGAAGAUAAAUCUGUAGAUAGUACCAACAUGCUAAAUAAAUAUUGGAGGGAAAGACUUCCUGUGAUUUAUCCUAGUGAUAAACUUUGUGAUACCGUUCAAAGUGCAAUGAAAGCAUUUGAACGAGAUGUACAACAUUUAUUACAUAUAAAAAAUAUUCUUAAUUACAGUGUUAUGAUGAUGUCAAAUAAUUGUGAUGUUUCAUGGAUGUGUAAACAACAUAGAUAUACAAUGAGCAAGAAACUAUUUCAAAAUCUAAGCUAUUUGUUGAUAAGAAAUAAUUGUUGGCUAAAAAAUGAAUAUUUAAUGAAACAGUCUGGUAAAACAGCUGAUAAAGUAAACGAAUUAGAAUCUUAAGUAAUAAGAUAUUGAUUAUUAACACUCAAUGCUAUGAUUUCUUUAUACAAACAUGACUGGGUAAUCGGUGGCACUGAAAGUGUUUACAUUGUGUUUGUUGGGAAUGAAAAUUAUGUAAAGCAUUAUGUAUAUUGACUAAGCUCAAUAAAAAUUGUUUGAAAUUGAUUGGAAUUAAUGCUGAAAUGUAGCAUUUUUGUUUUUAAUUUUUAACCUCAACUUUUAUUUCAGGUUAAUUUGUCUGCAAAAAUAAUGCAUAAUUGUAAUAAACCGUUGCACUAUAAGAUGGGUGAGCAUUUUUGUUGUGGGUAUUAGAAAGUUGUAUGUUAGGUUAUAUUUUCGUAAUCCAAAUUAAAAUGAGACUUCCCGCUAUGUUAAGAAUUUAUGUUUUUAAAAUUGAUAAUUUUAAAUGUGAAUUUAAU